AUGACUCGGCCCGUUGAGAAGAUAGCAUUCGCACGCCUUGAAGUGAAAAGAAUAGGGCAUCAACUGACCACGGAAUCACAACAGUCCGCUGAGGACUUCACCUCGGAAGAGGGAAAGCACUGGUCCAUUCCGGCGAUGAGUUGGACGGUAGAAAAGACGGAGUUGACGAGAAAAUCGAAAAUGCCUCAGAAUGUGCCGUUGAUAAUCAUCGCGGUGUUUUGCUACACCGGAGGCUCUCUAGGCCAAGUUCAAAGUGCAUACAACGGUGGAUUCGUGUUCGACGCGUUGAGUGAGCCUUGCGAUGGUCAGCAUUUCAUGGAUGUAUUGCCGUCGCUGACACAGAUUGUGCGACGAUACAUUCCCGGAGUUGGAGCUUCUGGGCAGAACGCGGUAUGCGCAGUUAACUUUCAAAUGCAGAAAGGGAACGUGUUUGAUUUUGGCAGAAAUACGCAGCAAAUCGUCUGCGGACUAGGCUGGGAUACGACUUUCGGCCAAGUUGACCUGGAUGUUAGCUGUGUUUUGAUGGAUCAGACAGGCGAAGUACUGGAAACUGUUUUCUUCGGGAAUCUUCGUAGUGAGAGACCUCAUAGUGCAGUUGGCGCUGUGGUGCACACUGGAGAUAAUCUGACGGGCGAGGGAAGUGGCGAUGAUGAACAAAUCAUUCUGAAUAUGAACCAGAUCGGCCCAUCAGUCUUCAACGUCUUUUUCGUUAUCAAUAUCUACACGUGA
Perkinsus marinus ATCC 50983 is the source of this 729-nucleotide messenger RNA. RefSeq lists its product as hypothetical. NCBI's taxonomy places the organism in Eukaryota, Perkinsozoa, Perkinsida, Perkinsidae. The transcript is spliced from 9 exons. The coding region runs from base 1 to 729 and encodes 242 amino acids. The record is from RefSeq and is a predicted model, not a curated record.